UCAGCCACACAUACUAAUAUACACACAAAGCAAUUAUUUAAUCAAAGGUUCCAGAUAAAUACUAGGGUUAUAGCAUUCAUCCUACAACAUUUGUGCUGUAUAUGUCAUCAUAUAUCGCUUUGGGACCAAAAUGAUCAAGUGAACAAUUACUCAAUUUGUGCUGGGAGUUUGUACUGUGAUAUACACAAAUGUUGUGAGUCACGUAUACUGAUAGUUUGCUUUGUUGUGGUUCAUGAAUCCGACCAUCGCGGCGCCACAUGCCAUUUCCCUAGUAUUCGAUCAGAGCUUAGACCCAACACCUUUUCUUGUAUUCUACCAGAGGAUUUAGCUGAAGAUAAUGGCGAUGGGGAUUCUGGUUCGGCGACUCUCUCGUGGGUCGACGACUUUGCAGACGGUCGUCUCAUUGCGUCAUGCGAGCUGGAGAUUGUAUUCUAAGGCCUUUAGGGAAGAGCGAGACACUUUUGGACCCAUUCAAGUUCGAGCUGAUAAGUUCGUCUUUCUCCUUUCCAAGUUUUCAGGUUGUGGGGUGCACAAACUCAAAGAUCAUUGCAAAAUUUUGAAAUUGGCGGCGAGCGUGAGCCGAUGCAGGAACCAAUCAUUCGUGCCUUUGGAAUUCUUAAGAAGUGCGCUGUCAAGUAUUGCAGGUGAACGAGUAGUAUGGCUUGAUCCAUCCAUGGGGAAGGCUGUAAGCAAGCUGCUUGAAAGGUGGCUGAAGGGAAGCUAAAUGAUCAUUUCCGACUUGCUGUAUGGCAAACUGGCAGUGGCACUCAGAGUAACAUGAAUGCCAAUGAGGGAUCCUCUCAAAUGGUGUUCGUAAUGAUGCUUGUUCCUGAAUCCACUGGUGCAAUCUUAUCGCUGGGAUCUUUCCUAGUAAAUAGUGCAUAUCCUAGGUGCAUAAAUGAAAAUUUUGAUUUGUUUAUUGGUUGGCUUAUAGAGUUGAAAUUGAACCAAAGGCCUUCCCCCGUUAUUUCCUUAGUUCUGUCACUGACAGGGUGCCAUGUGUUAUUCAAGUUAACCUGAUUAAUGGAUGAUGAUCAAAUGCAUCAACACAUCGAACUGUCUUGUCAUAUAAGAUCUUGCAUAAGCAUACUACCGGUUUACCUGCCCAGGCCACCAAAUAUAUGUCCAAACUGGUAAUUUAAUAUGUUUUCUGUCUUUGAUGGUUCAAUGCUCACUAAAAAGUGCUUCUCUAUAGAUUCAUAAUCAAACCAUGUGAAAUGUGAAAUUCAAUUUGAACAACACACCCCAAACUGUAUGUAUAAAACAUUUGCAUUUUGCAUAGAGUUAGACUUCUUCUGACUGUCAGAUAUUGAAAAAAAUCCUGCUCUUGCCAAUAUGAUAUUUUA
Molecule: messenger RNA, 1346 nt
Organism: Hevea brasiliensis (rubber tree)
Lineage: Eukaryota; Viridiplantae; Streptophyta; Magnoliopsida; Malpighiales; Euphorbiaceae
Exons: 5
Coding region: 338-724 (128 amino acids)
Source: RefSeq, a predicted model, not a curated record